Molecule: messenger RNA, 1177 nt
Organism: Cuscuta campestris
Lineage: Eukaryota; Viridiplantae; Streptophyta; Magnoliopsida; Solanales; Convolvulaceae
Source: the annotation of a GenBank genome assembly
GAUAACAUUAAAAAACAGGUAUGUUGACAUUUAUGCAUUAAUCAUCCUCUUGAAUUGCAGUAAUUGAUUUGGGAGGGCGGAAAAUGUCACGGUGUGGGCUUUUAAGGGCAUGCGGGGCAUCACUCAUAGCAAUAGCCCACAUUUUGUGCACCAGACUGCAGCAUGUCAGAGGCCCAAUAGGGUCCAUAUCCAAUAAACUCUUCUCCUUUUCUCCUAAUCUCCCCUCCUCCAAAAACCUCCACCGCCUGCCGCCGCCGCCGCGGCGGGGCCAAUGGCUCUCGAUCCUCCUAACAUUCGCGGACGAGUGCAUCUUCAAAUCGGAGAGGAUUGCGGAGGCGGCGUUUCCCCGAUCGGCGCGGCUGUUCGAUUCGAUCCACGGCCUCGCCGACGGCCUUCCGGCGGCCUUUGAAGACGCGCUGGACAGGUUUCCAUUUCAGGAUCUGUUGGGCGUGUCUUCGAAGAUCGGGUGGCUGAAUCUGGUUGUAUCGGCGGCGCUCAGCCAUUAUUGGGGCGGCGGGAGCAGCAGAAGUAUGAAAGAGAAGGAGAUAAGUGUGGAUAUGGGGUGGUGCAUCAAGAAGAAGAAGAAGAAGAGGAAAUGUGAUGAUAAUGAAGAUGAAGAAGAUGAAGAAGACGCCUCAUUUCCCGCUCUCCAAUGCACAAAACGCGCCAAGCAGCCACAAGGCAGGAAGGAGAGCCUGCAAGCUCACGAAGCUGAUAAUACAGAAGAAGACGUGUCAGGUGGAGGAAGAGGGACUACUACAAAGUGCACCUAUAAGGAUGUUCUCACCAAGGGGGUGGUGGUGAAAGACGAUGAGGAAGAAGAAGAAGAAGAAGAACAAGAAGGCGCCGAGGAGUUAUUAGAUCAUUUUGAAAUGAAGAAAAAACGUUUUGAUCAUACAGAAGAAGAGUGUUUUUCUGAAGGAGACAACAAUAAUGGAGGAGGAGAUUUUGUUUCAGGUGAGAAAAGGGUCAAGAAUGGGAAAGGAAAAGGAAAGGGGGAGAAAGACCAAAUCUUGCAACUAUUUGAUUCCAGCUGGAGUCUGUGCUAAUUACUAUAAUUAACUCAAGAUUCAACAAGUUAACCUUAAUUAUAUAUACUAGGUUUCCGAUUUGUAUCGGACUAAUUUAAACAUCUCAAACCUCAUCGCAAGAAUUAGGAUAAAUAUGAUAUUCUUGU